Molecule: messenger RNA, 1767 nt
Organism: Eimeria tenella
Lineage: Eukaryota; Apicomplexa; Conoidasida; Eucoccidiorida; Eimeriidae
Exons: 7
Coding region: 1-1767 (588 amino acids)
Biological process (GO): regulation of transcription by RNA polymerase II
Cellular component (GO): nucleus
Molecular function (GO): transcription cis-regulatory region binding
Source: RefSeq, a predicted model, not a curated record
AUGCAGCCGGGGGUCUCUGUUUGCUGCCAGCCGCUGCAGCGCCCCAGGGCCAGAAGGGACCCCACAGCCCUCUUGCCUGUGCAGCACCCGCACCUUCAUGCUGCUGCUGCUGCUGCUGCUGUUGCUGCUGCUGGGGGUGCUGCUGGGGCUGCUGCUGCUUCAGCAGUGUCGCUGCUGCUGCAGCUUGAGGGGGACUCCCUGCGAGCCCCCGGCCUAAUAGACAGCCGCAGGGCCCUUGGGGAGCCUCGGGAACAUAAAGACUGCAGCAGCAGCAGCAACUGCAGCAGCAGCAGCAACAGCAGCAACAGCAGCAGCAGCAGCAGCACCACGGAGGCUGCUGGUUGCUGCAGCAGCUGGCAAUUGGGCAGUGCAUGCGAGUUGCAGCAGCUGCCGCAGCAGCGACAACAGCAGCGACAGCAACAGCAACAGCAGCAACAGCAACAACAGCAGCAGCAGCAGCAACAACAACAGCGGAUAUGCGCAUUGCGCAGCAUUCUGCUGCUGCUGCAGUGCGAACAUCCUAAGUGGGGCCCCAGCAGCGGCCUUGACGCGCGCGCAGCAGCAGCGACAGCAGCAGCAACAGCAGCAACAGCAGCAGCAACAGCGGCAGAGACAGCAACAGCAACAGCAGCAGCAGCAAUAGCAGCAGCAACAGCAGCAGCAGCCCCCUGUGGCGCUUCUGUCAAGCCCAGUGACUGGAGUGACUGGUCAUAUCUGGCUGCCGGAAGAGCAGCUGCAGCAGCAGCAGCUGCAGCAGCAGCAACAGCAGCAACAGCAGCAGCAACAGCAGCAGCAGCAGCAAAGAAUCAGACAAUGGGGAAUACGGAGAGCACUUCAGCUGUGCAGCAGCAGCUGGAGCUGCUGAACUCUCCCUCGCUGCUGCAGCAGCCCGAGAACUUCUGGGUUUCACUCUUCAUGCGGAUUUCUUCGCUGCCUGCUGCUGAGGCGCUGCUGCCCCCAACUCAAAUUGAGGCUUUGCUGCAGUCAAACCCUAAAAACAUUGAACUACUUUUCAGAAAACUGGUGCAGCACCUGCUGCUGCUGAGCCGCCGCGGCAGCCAGCAGCACUUAACGGGCCCCGAAGAAGAUUCGCUGCUGUCUUGUUUGUCUCUUUUGGAAGUCCUUUUGUCUUUUUGCAUAAUGCAGCCCCACCUAGAGGCGACGCUGUUCUGGCGGCCUUUCCCGCAGCACGAGUUUGCGGAGGAGCUGCAGCAGCAGGAGUUGCUGCUGCAGCAGCAGCAGGAUGAGUACGAUCCUCAGCAGCAGCAGCAGCAGGAGGAAAAGCAGCAGCAGCAGCAGCAGCAGAAUGGCCGGCAGCAGGAGGCGCAGCUGCAGCAGCAGGAAGAGCUGCAGCAGCAGCAGAACGGCCAGCAGCAGGAGGACAACCAGCAGCAGCAGCAGCAAGAGGAACAGCAAAGCUCUGGGACCCCUGAAGGCUCAAAACGCUGCACAACCCUGGCGAACGAGCUGAUGAAUGCUCUCGCCCGUCUGCUUUUCUUGAACGGCUUUUGCGUCAACGCCCCUCGUUGCUUCCUGGAAAAGGACGAGCGGCAGCGGCAGCAGCAGCAGCAGCAGCAGAGCUUGCAGCGCCAGCAGAGGCAAGCGUUUUACUCGGCCUCAUCUCUUCAGUGGCUCGGGAGACUCUCGGCUGCUGCUGCCCGCCGCCAGGAGCGGCCGAGCGACAGGCUUGGGAGGACCCGCUGCUGCUGCUGCUGCUGCAGCAAGCAACAAGCAACAGCAGCAGCAGCUGCUGCUGCUGCAGCGUAG